AUGACAGAGAAUCGGAUCGAGGAAAAGGAUGCUCUCCUGGCUAGCCUUGACCUCAAAGAUCUGAAGCUAGGAAUUGACGGAGAAGAAAAAUAUUUCAGCGAGAAGGAAAUCGGUGGCAUAACUACCGAGGGGCAAUCGGUAACGGUCAGGGCACAUAGCAACACCUUCCACUAUCAGAAAAGGUACAAUUUCCGGAGUCGAUUAUGGGCCGUUGUAUAUGCCGAGAAUAAGCUGUGGGUUGCGGGUUUGUCUGGCACUACGAAGCCGAGCACUAUAGAUACCUCAUUUUCUGUGAUGGUAGAUGAGUUUCUUGCCGUUCCCGAUAAGCUGGAAGGAGAGGGGAAGGUAACGACCGUCGAAGCUGCAAAGCUCUUCAGGAUGGGUGACUAUCCUCUUCGGCCGGGCUCCCCUAAUCUCGAGAACGAGCGUAUCGUGUUUGAAGUUUCCCAAUUGCGCGCUAGGGGUUACUCAGUAUGCACCAGCUGA
This is a messenger RNA of Aspergillus caelatus, 486 nucleotides long. RefSeq lists its product as uncharacterized. NCBI's taxonomy places the organism in Eukaryota, Fungi, Ascomycota, Eurotiomycetes, Eurotiales, Aspergillaceae. Bases 1 to 486 code for a protein of 161 amino acids. The record is from RefSeq and is a predicted model, not a curated record. The transcript has a single exon.